Molecule: messenger RNA, 1611 nt
Organism: Blastocystis hominis
Lineage: Eukaryota; Bigyra; Opalinata; Blastocystidae
Exons: 11
Coding region: 1-1611 (536 amino acids)
Biological process (GO): ceramide biosynthetic process
Cellular component (GO): membrane
Molecular function (GO): sphingosine N-acyltransferase activity
Source: RefSeq, a predicted model, not a curated record
AUGAUCAAGGACACGCUCUAUAAUGUGCUUUUUGCUUCGAAAGAUGGUAGGGCAUUGCAUCGGGUUUUGAUCUGUCAGACCAACAGCGCGCGGCUGUGCACAUCCAAUCCUACGAUCCAAAUCAAGGCUUCGUGUCUCCCACCCUCGUGGUUUGUUUCACUCGUACCUUACAUGCAGAUUCCGGUGGGCUAUGGUGAAUGUGUGUCCAUGGACAUCGAUCGAACACAGAAACAGAUGUGCACCGCAUCAACGGACAAGUUUUGCUAUGCUAUGAAUCUGCAAUGCUGCUGCGUCUCUUCAAGGAUUCGAUGUCCAACGGCGGCGAAGCGGGCUCGUUUUACUUCACGAUGCAAAUAUAUUGCUAUCAGUGGCGAUAACCACCUGGUUUCGCUCGUGGAGCCUGGAAACGAAAAGAUCAAACUCAGCUUCUCCAUCUCGGAAUACUCGGAUUUAUUCGCCUGCAAUCCGGAGCGAAACAUGAUUGCAGUGGUGAUGGGAAAGAAAGAUGACAGGAAAAUCAACUACUACGUGGAAAUAGUGAAAUUUGAGUUUUUUACUACAUUUUUGUUACUAACCCUGAGCGUAAUAAUUGCGAUGAAACCAGAAGCAUCUUCUUCUGGAAUUGCUGCUGUGGACGAAGCAGUGAAAAAUCCGGAACUGAUGAUCAACUACAAUAUCGAUGACUCCAUGAGUCCCAUUCACUUGUUCUUCCGCGAUUAUACUGGAACAAUCCUGGCCUAUAUUGCGAUUAUUAGUUUCUAUUUGGUGAUUGUUUUGCCCAGUUCCUGGGUUUCUUGGUUAACACCCUUCUUUCAAAUCCAUGGCAAAAUUGAUGUUGAGGGUCAGACCCUCUACGAAAAGAGCAUUAAUGACCUAUAUACAGUGGUCUCGUUCACGUUUCUACUCUUGAUUGUUCGCUAUUUUCUGUGCAACACCCUGUUCAGUCUCAUUGCCAAAUGGCUCAAAAUCGAAAACAGAACAGUGUUGGAUGGUUCUCUAUUACACCUUUUCAUUUUCUACAGGAUUGUCUUUGGUUUACAAAUAUGUGGGAUUUUCGAUGAAGAAUAUUUCAAGGUGUUUUACAUGAUCCAGUGUGCUUUUUACUUCCAUCUUAUCGUUCUUUUGUUCACAGAGAAGCACCGAAAAGAUAUGUGGGCGAUGUUUAUCCACCACAUCAUCACAAUCGCGCUCAUCACAAUAUCGUACAUCACCAAUUUUACGCGCAUUGGACUUGUGGUAUUUGCCAUCUUCGAUUGUGCUGAUGGACUUCUUUCACUCUCGAAGAUUAUGCAAUAUGCUUGGUGGGUGAUUCCUGGAUACAUUUGCUUCGCGAUUUUCACCGUUCUCUGGAUUUAUACGCGCCACUAUCUCGUGAUCGUUGUUAUGGUCAGCAUUGCGACGCAGGCACAGCAAUACCUUCCGAUUAUCUGGGAUCCAGCUCACGGAUACUUUGUUUCGAGAACUUGGUCCAAGCCUGUGUUCCUCACCCUCUUUGGACUGCUAGAGCUCCUCCAAAUCUUGUGGCUCAAAAACAUUUUGCGAUUGAUCUACAACCAGCUUUUCCAUGGAGUUUUGAUUGGAGACGACCGCUCCUGUAAAGACGAAGAAUAG